UCCAACGUCCCUCCCUUCUUCCUUUCCUCCCUCCAUCCCUCCCUCCUUUCCUCCCUCCGUCGCAGAAACGUCACUUGCGUGGCCCUGGAUCCGCAUCCUGCUGCAGUCGCUCUUGCAAAGGCGAAUGCUGCUCGACUGGGUUUCCCUCCAUCCGCUUACCAGGUCGUGCAGGGCGCGCUAGGGGAGGACGAGGGGGAGGGAGGGGAGGAGGGAGUGAAGGAGGGAGGGAUGGUGGCAAGCCUCUUGGGGGCCGGAGGCUUGAAAGGAGGCAGUAUAGAGGGGGAAUGGGAAACGAAGGGGCGCAAAAAAUUCGACUUCAUUGUCGCGAACCCUCCGUACAUCCCCGACGCGGAUAUGGGCCGGCUUCAGGCGGAGGCGACGACGGAACUCGAAUAA
Nannochloropsis gaditana CCMP526 is the source of this 396-nucleotide messenger RNA. RefSeq lists its product as uncharacterized. Gene Ontology annotation, molecular function: methyltransferase activity; nucleic acid binding. Gene Ontology annotation, biological process: methylation. The record is from RefSeq and is a predicted model, not a curated record. The annotation marks the transcript as partial. The transcript is spliced from 2 exons. Gene Ontology annotation, cellular component: mitochondrion.